CCCGGCGCGGCGGAGCGACGCUGCUUCUGUCAGGUUACUGGUCAUUUAGAUGACUGCGCCUGUGACGUAGAAACCAUUGAUGCCUUCAACAACUACAAGCUUUUUCCUAGACUGAAUGAACUUCUGGAAAGUGACUAUUUUAGAUACUACAAGGUAAACCUAAAGAAACCUUGUCCUUUUUGGAAUGACAACAGUCACUGUGGAAUAAGAGACUGUGCCGUAAAGCCCUGCCCAUCUGAUGAAGUCCCUGAUGGAAUCAGAUCUGGAAGUUACAAGUAUUCGGAAGAAGCCAGUAACCUUGCUGAAGAAUGUGAAGAAGCCAAGAGACUUGGAGCUGUUGAUGGCUCUUUGAGCAAGGAAGCCCAGCAGGCAGUGCUCCAGUGGACACGGCACGAUGACGCCUCAGACAGCUUCUGCGAAGCUGAUGACAUCUAUUCUCCUGAUGCAGAGUACGUGGAUUUACUCCUGAAUCCCGAACGCUAUACUGGCUACAAAGGACCGGAUGCCUGGAAAAUUUGGAACAGUAUUUACGAAGAAAACUGCUUCAAGCCUCAGAAUGUAAAAAGACCUUUGGCAUCUGGUAGAGGAGAUGAUGGAGGGCAUACGUUUUACAAGUGGCUGAAAGGUGUCUGUGUAGAGAAACGAGCUUUCUACAAACUCAUUUCUGGUCUCCACGCAAGCAUCAACAUCCAUUUGAGCGCCAGGUACCUUUUACAAGAUACGUGGUCAGAGAAGAAAUGGGGCCCCAACGUUACCGAGUUCCAGCAGAGGUUUGAUGAAGUCCUCACCAGAGGGGAAGGUCCCAGAAGACUCAAGAACCUGUAUUUUCUCUACCUGAUAGAGCUGCGGGCCCUAUCCAAAGUGCUGCCGUUCUUUGAGCGCCCAGGUUUCCAGCUGUACACGGGGAAUAAACGUCACGAUGCCGAAAUGAAAAACCUGUUGCUGGAAAUUCUCCGUUUGGCCAAGUCUUUCCCAUUGCAUUUCGAUGAAAACUCGCUCUUCGCAGGGAACAAAAAGGAAGCUGCUAAACUAAAGGAGGAAUUUAGGCUGCACUUUAAGAAUAUUUCGAAGAUAAUGGACUGUGUUGGCUGCUUCAAAUGUCGCCUGUGGGGGAAGCUGCAGACGCAGGGCUUGGGUACAGCGCUGAAGAUCCUCUUUUCUGAAAACCUGAUCGAAAAGAUACCUGAACGCGGCCCUUCCUAUGGAUUCCAGCUGACGAGACAAGAAAUCGUUGCCUUAUUUAACGCUUUUGGAAGGAUUUCAACAAGCGUUCGAGAACUGGAAAACUUCAGGAACAUCUUACGAAAUAUGCGGUGAAUUCAGGGCAGAAAGA
Messenger RNA from Nipponia nippon (crested ibis), 1333 nucleotides. It is a transcript of the gene ERO1A, whose product is annotated as endoplasmic reticulum oxidoreductase 1 alpha. Gene Ontology annotation, biological process: protein folding in endoplasmic reticulum. Gene Ontology annotation, cellular component: endoplasmic reticulum membrane; endoplasmic reticulum. NCBI's taxonomy places the organism in Eukaryota, Metazoa, Chordata, Aves, Pelecaniformes, Threskiornithidae. The record is from RefSeq and is a predicted model, not a curated record. Gene Ontology annotation, molecular function: protein-disulfide reductase activity; FAD binding; thiol oxidase activity.